Messenger RNA from Neurospora hispaniola, 1868 nucleotides. Its product is annotated as Endonuclease/exonuclease/phosphatase. Gene Ontology annotation, biological process: base-excision repair. Gene Ontology annotation, cellular component: nucleus. Lineage: Eukaryota; Fungi; Ascomycota; Sordariomycetes; Sordariales; Sordariaceae. Bases 174 to 1520 code for a protein of 448 amino acids. Gene Ontology annotation, molecular function: double-stranded DNA 3'-5' DNA exonuclease activity; DNA-(apurinic or apyrimidinic site) endonuclease activity; phosphoric diester hydrolase activity. The record is from RefSeq and is a predicted model, not a curated record. The transcript has a single exon.
CUGCACCGUUCAUAAUUUCCACAUAAGUAUUCUUCAAUUGCGGAGAGAGUUUGCACUUUUCAAGCCCCGUCGAUUGCUUUUCGUACAUAUUCCGCUUGGACUGCCUUGUUGUCUACCUUGUUUGCACCUUCAUCUACAAUUACAUACCAAUGGCCAAUCACACUCUCCGAUAAAUGCUUCGAUACACAUUACAUAAAAUGGCAAAGAAAGAUUCACUGUCCCGUCUCUACACAGCAACCAGCCACCAAGAGGUCAGCCCGCCGCCAUUGAAACGAAGAAGACUGACGCAAACACCAAGCCUAGCAUUGGAUAAACCCCGUGCCUCGUCCACACUUCAAACGGCCGACCAGCCCAGAAGCUCUUCUCCAAGCAAGGAUGCGUUCCGUGUGUUUUCGUGGAACAUCAACGGCAUCAACGCCUUUUUGUCGUCCACUCACUCCGCCCGAAAGAUCACAUCCUACUUCACAGAAUCCACCAAGACGCAAAAGAGCGGGACCUCGAGUAUCGAUGCACCGCCAAACGCCAAUCGACUGCGCACACCUCCUGGACAAGCACUGUCAAGCUCGACACACUCGCUGCGAGCCUUCCUUGCCCGCCAUAACUGGCCUGAAAUUCUCUUCCUCCAGGAGCUCAAGAUCAAGCCGCAAGACGGACCGGCUCGUCUGCCAAAGAUACUUUCUGCUCUCAAUACCCCGCUCAAUGCUGCUGACAGUGUAUCCGACCAUCGUACCUACACUUUCAAUGCAGUGCUUCCACGCGAUAAGCAUAAUGCCAAAGCCUUCGGAGGAAAGUUGUACGGUGUGGGAACAAUAAUGCGAACAGACUUUGCUCGCAAAUGGGUUGCUACUGUGCGGGAGGUUGACUGGGAUAUCGAGGGAAGAGUCAGCGUCGUUGAGAUGAGAGGGGCGCCGGAAGGGCAAGAUGAGAAUGAGCCAGUCACGAAACCUCUUGCUCUCAUCAAUGUCUAUGCCGUCAACGGCACAACGCAACCGUACCGUAACCCACUGACCGGCGCCGUCCAUCCCAACUGCCCGACUCGCCAUGACCGAAAGCUCGUCUUCCAUUCCCUACUCCGGGACGAGUGCCUUUCCCUGGAAGCACGAGGAUUCUCUGUGGCCGUUGCAGGCGACAUGAACAUAGCCAGAGGACCUGCCGACGGACACCCCAACCUACGAACCUUCCCAGAACAACAUUGCGUUAACAGGGUGGAUUUCAACACCAAGUUCUUCGGCGAGGAAGACAACAAGCGAGCUGGAGCCUACGUUGGAACACAAGACGAAAAAACCGAAAAGUGUCUUGAUGCCGUGGAUGUGUUUCGGGCAAAAUAUGGCAUGGAGAAAAGAUACACAUAUUACCCCAACCGCGGGGAGUGGGGGAGCAGUUGCGAUAGGGUCGAUAUGGUGUUUGUUUCCAAGGAGGUGUGGGGUGACGGGCGUGUGAUUGAUACGGGAAUACUCGAUACGCCUCAGGAGCGCAGUCCGAGUGAUCACGUACCGUUCUGGGUCAAGAUCGCUUUGUGAUGGCACUAGCUGAGGCACAGAGGGCCUGGUGUGAAGUCCCACUUAUCCCUUGCUGUUUCCAUUUUCUUAUAAUCUCUGACCAUCCCCCUAGGAGGUUUUUGCGGCCGUACAUCUGAUUCUUACAAGCUCCCAGCCCUCGAUUUUGAACCCCCUGAGUGUCAGACCCUUGAACCCCACAAGAGUAAACAAAGGUUGUCGAGAUCCACAGCCACGCGAGUCAGAAAAUGGAACCCUGAACAGCCCGCGCAGUCCCACACCUAAUCCACACCAUUUGAUAAACCCUAAAUCCUCGAACUAUGUUCAACAAAGCGUGGAAUUCCAUACGGAUCGGGUAUGGUGUAGCGGUAA